Rubroshorea leprosula is the source of this 573-nucleotide messenger RNA. NCBI's taxonomy places the organism in Eukaryota, Viridiplantae, Streptophyta, Magnoliopsida, Malvales, Dipterocarpaceae. The record is from the annotation of a GenBank genome assembly.
GAAGACGGAACUGUGUCCUUGAACACAAUGUCUGUUAGCGAGGAUGCCAGGUACUUGGCAUAUGGGCUUAGUUCAAGUGGCAGUGAUUGGGUAACCAUCAAAGUAAUGCAUGUUGAGGAUAAGACAGUUGAGCCUGAUACUUUAUCAUGGGUCAAGUUUUCCUCUAUUAACUGGACUCAUGAUAACAAAGGCUUUUUCUAUUGUCGCUAUCCAGCUCCCAAAGAGGGAGAGAACAUAGAUGCUGGGACAGAAACCAAUACAAACCUUUAUCAUGAGCUUUACUAUCAUUUCUUGGGUACGGAUCAAUCAGAAGAUAUUUUAUGCUGGAGAGAUUCUGAAAAUCCAAAGUUCAUGUUUCGGGGCUCUGUUACAGAUGACGGGAAGGUUAGUUUAUAUGUAUGAAUUUAUCUAUAUGUUUUAAAGUACAAUUUAUGGCAUUUUUGUUAGUAUUUAUUCUCCAUUUAUUGGUACUCAGUAGUAUGGGCUAGGGGUGUUCGCGGGGUGGUUUGGUUCGGAUUUUAAUAUUUUUUAAUCCAAUCCAAUUUAAUUGGUUAAUAAAAUUUUUAAACCAAU